Styela clava is the source of this 2950-nucleotide messenger RNA. RefSeq lists its product as uncharacterized. NCBI's taxonomy places the organism in Eukaryota, Metazoa, Chordata, Ascidiacea, Stolidobranchia, Styelidae. Gene Ontology annotation, biological process: anatomical structure morphogenesis; cell differentiation; regulation of transcription by RNA polymerase II. Gene Ontology annotation, molecular function: transcription factor binding; DNA-binding transcription factor activity, RNA polymerase II-specific; protein domain specific binding. The record is from RefSeq and is a predicted model, not a curated record.
GAAGAGAGACUGACGGGACGACCCGCGAUAAGAUAAACAAACCAAAGGCGGUCGGGCGAAGAAAAAAUGCCCAAUUGGUUCUUUAAAAGCCGAACACUGUUGACUGACCACACAAACUCAAUUUGGUAUUGUUCCAUAAAGAGUAUUUCAUUAGUGAGUUACUGACUUAGUAUAAAAAUCGAAUAUAUAUAUUUGGAAUCUACAAGCGAGAUUGUUCACUACUAAACUACUGGGAAUAUAUACAAGGACUCUCUGCUCAGAUAUAUUGUACAAGAAAUAUUUGGAUUUAAUCAUCAAGCAAAGUGAAUCAAAGCUACAACAACGAGAAGGAGAAAGCAAGAAUCGAGUUAUUUAUUCUUGAUAGACUGAACUUUCAGCGCAAUCGUUCAAUACCGACAUUAUGAUGCUUUCAUCUCCUCCAUCAAAAUACCAGCCAUUCCAGCAAUCUUACGGAGUUAGUAUGCCGAACAUGGUUAACUCAAUGCCAUCAUCAUACGUCAAUUCAAUCAAUCCGAUGUCAAUCACUGGAAAUCAAGUUGCUGGAAUUCAUAAUCCGAUGAAUCAAGCAUUUGCCGGCGGUGCAUUGAACGGCAUGGGAUCUGCGGCGGGGGUCCAUGCACACUCGGCACACGCUUCACAAAUGGCGGUCGGUGUAGGCGGAAUGGGUUCGGCAUACCCGGGCAUGAAUCCGGCCGUAGGACUUGGUCCAAACUUACCAAUCGUUCCUAUGGGUUUCAACAGAAGACCAGAAAAGACAUACAGAAGAAAUUACACUCACGCCAAACCACCAUACAGCUACAUUUCUUUGAUUACAAUGGCGCUUCAAUCAUCAAAACAGAAAAUGAUGACACUGAGUGAAAUUUAUCAAUGGAUUAUGGAUUUAUUUCCUUUUUAUCGCCAGAACCAACAAAGAUGGCAAAACUCAAUUCGUCAUAGUUUGUCGUUCAAUGACUGCUUUGUCAAAGUUGCUCGCUCUCCAGACAAGCCAGGAAAAGGUUCAUAUUGGUCUCUUCACGAAGAAGCUCACAACAUGUUCGAAAAUGGCUGCUACCUUCGAAGACAGAAACGAUUCAAGUGCGGAAAGAAAUCGAACGUGAAAAGUGUCAACAAAAAUGGCCACGAACCUUCAAAUCUUCCUCAGCUCGAUUUGCAACAUAUAUCACCGGCAACUACUCCUCCACUUCAAGACUCAUCAAAUGAAAGUCCACACAGUCAACAUGAAUUUGAACGCGAUCAUAUCUCAAAGACGACAAAUCGUUCAGAUAGCCACGAAGAACAUAGCGGACCAGAAAACUCAAGCGGAGAACAAUCGCCUAGAAAUUUAGAUCAACAUCAACAACAAAUGCCUAGUUAUUCUCAUCUGGAAGUACCUUCGUCAUCAGCAAAUGAACAUGACAUUCACCACCAGCGAGCGGCACAGCAUCACGGUUUGCAGCGAAACGUGGUACAGCGUACGACAUCUCCUCGCGAGGCUACCUCAUACAGCAGUGCAAUGCCUUCUAGUUCACCAUCUGAAAUCAACACGCAUGAAAGUCUGGCACAAACCAAGAGCGAUCCGAUCUCGUAUUCACAUCACCAAUUCUAUUUGGGACAUUUUCCUACAACUGGAGCUCAACACAAUGGUCAUCAUUCUCAAUAUCACGCUCACAAUCCGUUUGCUCAUUCAUUCAGCCAUCCAUUCUCAAUCCGAGGUCUUAUGAACGCUGGUGAAGGUCAACAACAAGGCAAAGACAUGAGAGCUUACCAUGAAAUGAUGCAAUAUGCUCAACAAUAUUCAAAUUCGGCAUCGACACACAACGUACAAGAAGUUUCGCCACUCGAGCCGCUGCCACCUUCAACUACACCCGAUUCAAUUCAUGGAUCUAAUUCAUCAGCAACCUGUUCAUCAACCAAUGUAUCAAGAUUGUCAAGCUCUCCAUCGGAAAGCAGUCAAUUACAUCAUCAACACCCUUAUUACCAAAUGCAAUAUCAUAUGGAAUCGGGUACUGGUCUUCAACACGCAUCAGCAAUGGGUCACGCCGGAAUCGAAGAGGGAAUUAACGAGACUGCUUAUUAUCAAGGGUGCGUACCUCAGCAUGGCACUAACGCUGCAAUGGCAUAAGUUACAACUAAGAGCCAUCACUAACAACGCAUAAAAUUAUGCUCUCAGGAGUUAAUCUCCACAAAAAGUGCAAAACAGGCGCACAUGGCACAGGGCCAGGAAUGGCAGUCCGUUAGCGCCCAGGCGACAGAACUUCUUUGCAUGCUCUAAAUUGCUUGUUCAAUUUUUCCGAAUUGUUAACAUGACAUGCGCUACUCAUCAGCUAAUUCUCGUUUUUCUUUUUUUAACGAAUAAUGAUACAAUGUUGCUGAGUGUAAAAUUAAAUCAAUUUGAAAUUGAAUGCUAUAAUAUCCUUUCGGUGCAAUUUUUCCAACUUCAUUCAGAAAUUGCUGUUGCUAAUUAUUGCAAUCUUUCUAAUACUCAUCAUAUUAUGUUAAUUGUUGAAUAAUAAAAUUAAUAAUUGCUUGUACAAGAAUUCUUCCUUUCCUUUAUUUUUUCUCAAUUUUAUUGUUUAAUAUCAUUUACUAUUUUUCGAAUUAUUCUUUUUUCAAUUUAAUUUUUUCAAUAAAUAUUUCAGAAAAAUUAUAUCAAUUUUUGUGAUGAUUUAAUAACUCCAUAUUUUAAUUAACAGCCGAGUUGCAUACGCUUUGCAAGACUACUCGUAACAGGUAUAUCAAAUACCUGAGCAUGUGAGCCAAAUCAACUGACUGAUUUGUCUUUAUUCCAAUUGUUUUAACAAAAUACCUAUGCUAGACAUGUGUUUUGUAUGAAAAAUAGUUGAAUGUAUACAAAUAUACCUUUACCAGUAAAUCAAAUACUACAACAAAAGGCAUACAUAAAAAUGGAGCGCGCCAAGUCUAGACUAACUUCAGAAACAAUGUCCCAACAAAGAAUCCAUUCUAAGUAAAA